UACGCGCAGUUAAUGAGCGUAUACGUGCGAUGAUUCAUUAUGAAUGGACACUGGGCGAUAGAUUUCAACUUUAACAUACGUGCAAAAAAACAUCUCUUUAUUCGAUACAGAUGAUCCGAUAGGUAAUUACUUAGCAAGUUUGCGAAACGAAUUGUUUGGUUAGAGUCAGAGGUACGAAAAUGUAAUCGCAGCAGUUACAUAUAAUACCUCUCCUACUGUGUUGUUGUAAAGUGAAGUGAUAUUCGGACCUAAGUAUAUCUAGAAGUAAUUUUACUAUGGAAAAAAAAAACCUGUAAAAAUGUUGGAAAAUGAUCGCCGUUUUUGUGGAUGUUCGCUUCAAACUGGAGCCACUGCUAUUGUAGUUUUUGAUGUGAUAUGGAAUAUCGUAUUUUGUAGUUUAUUGGCAAUCACAAACGGAAAAUAUUUCGAUAUUGUGGCACUUUGUUUGGUGUUAAUUGAGCUUUGUAUUGCUCCAAUUGCAUUCAUUGGUGUUAGAACGGAAAUAUCUCUAGCUAUAUUGCCCUUUUUAAUGUUGGAAUCAUUCAGAGUGAUUUGUCUCGGAUCGAUAAUAAUACUUUAUCCUACGUUGGAUAUUCCAUUACAAUUGAUACAUUUUAUCGCAUUUUUUAUCGUCGACUUAUGUUUGUUCGUGGUGAUGUGCUAUUGCUUCAAAGAAAUAAGAGAGAAGAAUUACUGCCGAGAAGCCGUCGUCAUUCACGAAGCUAUGCACUCGGGAAGAAGGAAGAUAAGUCGUUUAGGUUCAUCGCUAAAUAUGGAUAUGUUUACACCACCCAGAUCUUAUGAUAAUUUAUCCUAAAUUUGAGUGCACAAAAUACUUACUUAUCUAGUUUUUUCUUUCGACGAACAAAAAUAAUACUCAAGUAUUAGAAUGAUUCUUUUAUGCAUUUUUGUCAUUUGUAAAUUCAUGCUGAUGGGGUAACUUUAUGAUUUUUUUUUCAAUUUUAUACUUUGGCAAUACUUUGGCAAUGUUAUUCUAUUCUAUGGCAGAGAGGAAGGGGGGAUGUAAAUAAAUUCUUUAAAUCACCUUUGGAAUGGAUAUGUUAUUCUUGAGAUUUACUUAUUUUUCAGUAUAUUCAGUUGCGAUACCCCCUUCCCAAAGUUGAAUAUUGGGUACUUUCAUGUGUUAAAAAUCGUAAAAAAUUGUAAGCCCAGUUGUGCACUCACGUCAGUCAUGAAACAAAAUUCGAAAUAAUGAAAUUUUGUUAUUUUUUAAAAGUCAUCUUUAUAAGCAUAGGUAUAUAAAGUACCUACCUACCUACUUAAUUACGAACUUUAAAAAAAAAUUAGAUAUUGAGGUUGGUAUUUCUAAAACAAAAUCAAAUCAAAAUUAAAAACUCAAUCGAUCAUUAUGUUAUUCAUGAUAAAUGAGCUGAUUUUAGUCUAGUUUUUACUACAUGUACCAAGGUAUUACCUACCUGUGAUUUUUUUUUUUUAAUAAAAGCUUUCGCGUUUAAGAAA
Messenger RNA from Planococcus citri (citrus mealybug), 1479 nucleotides. RefSeq lists its product as uncharacterized. The record is from RefSeq and is a predicted model, not a curated record. The coding region runs from base 299 to 817 and encodes 172 amino acids. The transcript has 5 exons. Lineage: Eukaryota; Metazoa; Arthropoda; Insecta; Hemiptera; Pseudococcidae.